Scatophagus argus is the source of this 2360-nucleotide messenger RNA. RefSeq lists its product as uncharacterized. The record is from RefSeq and is a predicted model, not a curated record. Gene Ontology annotation, biological process: Notch signaling pathway; protein ubiquitination. Bases 382 to 1680 code for a protein of 432 amino acids. The transcript is spliced from 4 exons. Lineage: Eukaryota; Metazoa; Chordata; Actinopteri; Scatophagidae.
AAUUCUGAUUUUGAUAUUCUGUAAGUAUGGAGGUCACAAGGUGACAGUAGCUGCUGCAUUCUAUUAACCCAAUCCUUUCAUAAAAACCGAAUGCAGGCAAUGGUCAAAUAAAUGUGGUGGAGUAAAAAGCACAUUGCCUCUGAAAUGUAGAAAUAUAAAGUAGCAUAUAAUGGUAUUAUAGAAAGCACAAGUAAAGUGACCACAGAUGAGGGUUUGUCAUAUUUAGCUUUCAAAUCAGUUCUUCACUUAUUUUUAUGUUGAAUGUUAUUUAAUGGGUCACCGGCAGGGGUCGCUAAAAGACACGUGAUGCACACGGAAAACAACGUGAAUUUGAAAGUGAAAGCAGAAAGCAGGCAGUACACUUACAAGAACUAGUGCAGCAUGGAGUUUAUCACAGACAUCACUAUCAUUAUUGACGAAGCUGAAUAUACGGACCCUGGAAUAUUAAUGACAUUUCUGCAGUCGUACAGUCCUGAGAAAAAAGGAUCCUGCUACAAAGUGAGAGGAACUUAUGAGCAACUGGAGAAACUUUCAAUCAAACUGUCAGCAGUGAGGCAUCACUUCAGUACUACCAAACGUGGGCCAAUCUGUCAGCAACAUGAACAGCCUUCAACUCAAGUCAAAUCUGUUUAUGCAGCUGCUGUUGUUAUGGAUUAUAUUGAGCAAAAGUGUGCAAAAGAACUCACCAAAAUUGGAGGAAAAACUUUUUUCAUUGAAACACAUCCUGACAUCCGAAAGGUGCACACUGAGUCAAGUAACAUAGUACAGGUGACUUUCAGGCCACACCAUGUCUCCAUAUACCCUGUUCAUGCUGACUUUGUCAGACAGAGAUUCAUCACAUUAUACCAGAGAACUGCCUCCGACCUUCAGGUCACAUCUGUCUGUGUGAGUCCAUAUGACCACAAAGACAUACAGAGGAGAUUUCCACAGCUUACUUUUAAACCCACCAACAACAAAUAUCAAGUAACAGUGAUUGGGCCUUUUGUGCACAUUUCUAAACUGAAAGAGCUCAUUUUACAAAAUAUGCAAAGCUCAAGCACGAGUCCCAUAAACAAAGGUUCACCAGAGACCUCUAGCAGUAGAACCUCAGGUCCUUCACCCACACACAGCAAAGAUCCUGAAGAUGAAUCAUGUCCAAUCUGUAUGGAACUAAUAGUAACAACAAAGAAAGAGACUCUACAGUGCAAUCAUUCAUUCUGCAGAAACUGUUUGAAACAAGCCUUUGACUACAAGCCUGUAUGCCCAACAUGUGGGGAGGUGUAUGGCACUUUGACAGGGACACAACCUGAUGGAGGUAUAAUGAAUGUCUCCAAAACCUCUUCAUCUUUACCUGGAUAUGAGAAAUAUGGAACAAUAAUAAUCCAUUAUUACAUUCCAAGCGGGAUCCAAAAGGAGGAGCAUCCCAACCCUGGUCAGCCAUAUGAAGGCGUAUCCCGUACAGCAUAUCUCCCAGACUCCUUAGACGGUAGGCGGAUCGUAAAACUGUUGAGGCAAGCCUUUGAUCAGAGACUCAUCUUCACUGUUGGUCAGUCCACCACCACUGGCAAGAGCAAUAUGGUCACAUGGAAUGAUAUACACCAUAAAACCUCAACACAUGGAGGACCAACACAGUAUGGAUACCCAGAUCCUGAUUAUCUGAGCCGAGUUCGAGAUGAACUGACAGUCAAAGGAAUUAAAUGAGUUAUUUAAAGAUUUGUUAACACAUGAAUGCAGAGCUGAUAUAUGACACAAAUUAAUGUACAAACAUAAAAUAUUAAACUACAGACAUGUUAGGCAUUAUGGCACACAAGGCUACAAACCAAAAAGGGGUAAGGGGUUUCAUAAAUGAUAACCAACAUUAGUCAACCAUAGCUUCCAACUUAAUUUUUGGUUGUUAUUUCUCAUUGUGUGGAUUUCCUUUGUUUUAUUGAUGUUUCAAAUUGUCUUGUUCAAAAUCAUUUAAGAUGGAAAAAGCAACGCAUGACAACAGUUAUAUUUUAUUGGUCAUUAUCUGUAAGCAGUCUAAUUUGAUGGUGAGGCAAAGAGCUAACUGGCCUGUCUUAGUUUACUUACUCUACUCUCUAGUUUUGGGUUUUUAGAAAGUUUUUAGAAUUUUACAUAUCCAUUUUUGACAUUACACUGUAUUCUGUCACAUCAUAAGUCGUAUUGGUACAAUGAUUUGUUGUUAGGUCAAGGGGAUUUAAUUACUACUCAGCCUUUCAGUUGUGCCAGCUACUAACGGACCUCAAAAUACACUGAACGGCUUGACAAGAGGACAGCAGGUAAAGAUGUAGGCCUUGCCUGAAAGCCAGAUGAGCUGGAUAAACUGUCCCCCCAGAAAUAGGGUGAAACAUUGAAAUAAAAUAUUCACCCACCCUUUA